AUGGAUGAUUUUGAUAUUGAAUGGAAUAGUCCUCUUUGUCAGAUUUGUUGGAUAAAUAGAUGUGAUAUUAUUAAAUACCCCAAUUACGAAACAUAUUGUAAAAAAUGUUCUCACGUGAAAUUUAUCAUUAAACCUGAACAAAAAAUAAUAUCAAUGAAUAUCAAUAAUCUAUUAAAAAAAUUCCCAGAAUCUUUCUUCUCAUAUAUAAUCAAAGAUAUAUUCAUCAGCAGUGAUAAACAUAUCUUUAAAAUACCAAUUGAAUGUCAAUAUCCUAACGAAAUUAAACAAGUUCUUCAAGGUCAAGAAUUACCAGAAAAUAUCAACAUGACUCUCAACAACGAAUUAUGGUAUUUCACAGGAGAAGAAUAUAUUACUCCCUUCAAAUCUGAAGUUUUUUGCAAUUGUGGAACUCUUAAACAAAAAAAAUAUCAUAAUUGCAAAACAUGUCAAGAAAAAUUAGUAAAAGAACAGAUGCCUUGGUGUUUUGAAU
Molecule: messenger RNA, 490 nt
Organism: Dentiscutata heterogama
Lineage: Eukaryota; Fungi; Glomeromycota; Glomeromycetes; Diversisporales; Gigasporaceae
Source: the annotation of a GenBank genome assembly